Molecule: messenger RNA, 666 nt
Organism: Schizophyllum commune H4-8
Lineage: Eukaryota; Fungi; Basidiomycota; Agaricomycetes; Agaricales; Schizophyllaceae
Exons: 2
Coding region: 1-666 (221 amino acids)
Source: RefSeq, a predicted model, not a curated record
AUGUCCUCUGAAUCCCUCGGCUUGUCCCAAGGCAACACCUCCAGACGCCGCUCUGGCUCAAACUCGAACGCUGGUCCUUCCGGCAUCCCCUCCUUACGCUCCCUUCGCUCCCUACUUCCCUUCGGUCCUUCCAAGAACUCCACCCCCGCACGCACACCCUCCAAAGCUGCAACCAAGUCUCCAACGAAGGACGGCAGCUUCUACCAUGGCAAGUCCAUGUCCAUGUCGAUCGGCGCCUCACCCCAGCCCGCGCACACCUCGACGCCCGUCCGCGGUGCACUUUCGUCCUUCACGCGCAAGGCAUCCGCGACCGCCUCCCUCGGAAGGGACCGCAAGGGAUCCCUGAGCAAGGAGACGCCGACGCGCACUUCUUUUGCGUGGGACCCGAACAUGGCCAAGUCGCUGCCCUCGCGCGAUAGGAAUACCGCCUUCUCCGCGCUCCCUGUGAUUUCGAUACACCGAAAUUUCUCAGAGGCGGCGGGCGGGGUCAACGAGUUGGAGAAGGAGCUCAACACGCGCCGGCCUGGUCCGCAGCGCGAUCUUGGGAGCCGGACCUCUUCCUCGAUAUCAAGGCUGGAUAAGCCGUUACCAUUGGAACCGGGCGGGCUCAGCCCCGCCCCUUCCACACAACAACUAGAGCUGGACAGCGGCGCAGGUACACUCUAG